GUCCGACAGCGACAGGAGCUCUGCGAGCGUAUUGUACGGCGGAUUUAGAUUAACAAUACCUGAGAAUCUCUCACAUAAAUUGACACGUUGAAGUAAGACAAUUUAAAGAACUAAACGUCGUGUGCCUUAUCCAUUUACGUGUUCACGAAUUUCCGUCGACUUUUUCGAAUUGUGAUCAGGAUAGAUUACGUCGAGAGUGACCAUGAAGAUGCAUCUCGUUGGAAUCUUAGCUAUCCUGUUAAUCAUCGAUACCGAGAUUUUAGGACACCCGUCGCAAGAGAGACUAAUGCCAGAUGGAGCGCCAGUUCCCGAGGACGCGGUCUCACAUGAGGACUCCGUGGCGUCGGCGUCAGAAGUAGGCGAAGAAUACGAUGAUUCCGACAUGUAUAUGGAACCGGAUGAAUCCGGAACUUUGCAAACGGAUCGUGUAGAAAACAGCACGCGAAAUGAUAACCAAGAUAAUAACCAGGAUAAGGAUAAAAGCAAGGAGACCUCACCCGAAACUGAAAAGGUUGACGCUUCUAAAGAUCAAGAGGCGAAGAAUACGCAACACACUGCCGUCGCACAAUUCACCGAUACGAGAGAUAGAAGCUUGGAGACGCAGAGUCAGAAUUUCUUUCCGUCCUUCGCAGAGCUCUUCGCGAACCACCGACUUCCGUUCGCAGAGCAGCAGCAACGAUAUCGUCCCAACAGAUUUUUAGGCUACUUCCAACGCGAUCGCAAUUAUCAAACCGCUGCGAGCAAAGAUCAGCAUUCUCUCCUAGGUUCAGGUAACUUCGGCGUGAUUCGCGGCGGCACUUACUAUCCGGAAGAAAAGGAGAACGACGAGUACUCGAUAGACGAAAGUGUCUAUAAUCCGUACUAUAAUCGUGGUCGCGCGCAGUAUUACAGGAAUCCUAAACCCCAGCCAGUUCGUGGCGGCGACUUCUUCGCGAACUUCCGCGAUUUUGCCGAUAUUACGGCGCCGCCGAAAUCCAGUUUCUCGCACCUUUCCAUAGUGUACGCCAACAAGAACGGCAGCUCCACCGGACGUGUCACGGAACCCAGAAACAUCAUCGAGACCCUCAGAAUGUUGGAGGAAGAGGAGCGGUCUAAUGUAGAAGAAAUCACCACCACGGAAACACCGCAGAAGAAACAGAGUAAGGGCAAGUGGAAGCUCAUGAAGAUGAAGCAGUACGAAGAAGACAAAGCAAGGAGAUCCCGCAUGGCCGUCGAGCCACUGCUUGCUCUCAGCUGAGAGUCCACGAACAUCGCUAAAGUGUACGCGGACGCUAACCUCGGGAUUUCUCCCAAACGCGGAAUCUGGCCUCGAGAUCAGAACCAAAGUAUCUCUGAAAAGAGUCUCUCUAUCAUUAGAGGAGAAUGUUUUGAAAACGUGCGACAGAGAGAAAGACAGACGAGAAGACUCGCAUUUUUAUAGACGAUAUUACUGUGCGCGCGCGUGACUGAACUUCUCAUAUCAAUCCGGAAAACUGGCAACCUGAAAAUCUAUAUAUUUUGAAAUUAAUUUCGCCGGUUAGAAGGUAUUUAAUUCCUAAUGUUGGAAUUCCGACGGUGGUCUGUAAGUAUGCGGAAAUGAGCAAACAAAAACAUCAGUUCGUAGUCUUUAACAUGUAACAUUUGUACGCGAACUUUCUGUGACAUUUCCAGGACGAUUCGAGAAUCCGAAAUAAUUAAUUAGAUUUUAAGAUAUUAUUAAAAAAAUGCAUUUAUGCGAUACGCGAAGAUGUUGCAUUUAGAAAUAUAAAAUACUGCCCCGUUUCUGUUUAUUCACCAAUCAUUGUCAGAUUCAAACUAACCUUAAUGAAUAAACUAUGCUCUACGUUAGGCGAUAGUCGCGUAAGUUCGAGAGAUUCUAAUUAGAUAAGAUUUUUUUGAGCCUGCAGUACAUAUCGAUUAGGAAAUUCCAUGUGGCACUACACGUUUCGUCGACCACGCAGACACCUUCUGAAGAACUGUUCCCGUUUCGGCAAGACGCUUGCAAAGUUAACUUUAUUAUGCACGGAGACCUUUUACGUUGAUUGAAUUUAUUGCUUGUACGUAAACGUUACGCUCGAGUAAACCUCAAUUCUGGAAUCGGUAACUCUUACCAACAACACUUGCGUUCGGGCGAAACCUGAAUUUCACGAAGCUUGUGCGGCUUCGUUAUCCUGUUAUUAUGCGAAAUACAACAUACGUAGAAAAUAUUUUAGAAUAUACAUGAGAUCCGUUUUUUUUUUAAUUACAACUUUGCGUUUGUUGUUCUUUUCUCUUCAGAACGAACGUGACCUUGUUUUAUUUUAGGUGCUAAAAGUGUAAAAUGUUUAUGUGAAGAAUGAACUUAUGAAAACAUUUAUGCGAAAAUUUCUGGUCAAGUUUACUUGCAAAAAUUGCAUUAUUAUUGUAAUUAUAUUGUAUCAAUGUGCUGCUUUUUUCUAUAACACUUUAAUGUUUCAAUUAAAAAACGGAAUAUUGUGUUUAUUCAGAUAAGAUAUUAAACACGCUCGUAGCUGCGUACAUAAACGCAUAAAAUUAAUUUUAAUUGGAUAUACUUUAAGUAAGAAUCCGCAUACAUUUAUUAAACUAAUAAAGACUGUCUAUUUUGUAUUUGUUAUUAAUUAUAAAAAUACGUUAAUUAUUUCUCUCCGUGUUUGCAGGUCUAACAAGUCUGCCAAUCGACCUCGAAAUUUAUAAAAAAAUCUCUGAGCAUUUUUGCCAUUUUGAUCAUUAUGAAAUAAAGGAUACUUAAGUACAUUUGCCCUGGAAUUUCCGUAGAAUUCCAGGACGACUUUCACUUCGAACGAAAUUCGCAGCGAAAAAUGGCGUAUUACUUAACUAACAAAAAUGCGAUUUUAAAUCAAUGGAGAUUCUCUAUUGCAGAUCUCGAUUCAUUGUUGUUUUACUUGUUGUUGAUUAUUUUAACUAUAUUUUUAGACUUACUGAAUUGCGCUAACACAUAUCCAAAACGUAUGCCUCGUUCAUUUUACUUUAAUCAGAAGGGGCAUGGUAAAAAAAUUAAAUAAAGUAUAUUUUUCGAAAA
Molecule: messenger RNA, 3019 nt
Organism: Nylanderia fulva
Lineage: Eukaryota; Metazoa; Arthropoda; Insecta; Hymenoptera; Formicidae
Source: RefSeq, a predicted model, not a curated record